GCUGAAACGAGACUUACCAAAAACAAACAAAAUGGCGUCGGUUAAAGUUCAGGUUGAAUACUGUGGAAGCUGAGGUCACUUCCCUCGGUUUAGGCGUCUGAUGGAGGACAUCCUCUCAGAGUUGCCAGAAACCGAGGUGGUUGGAGAUGUCGGGAGAAACCAGUCAUUUGAGGUCUCAAUUAAUGGACAGCUGGUGUUCUCAAAACUCAAGACAUAUGGGUUCCCCAAAGCACAAGAUAUUAUUAAGGAAAUCCAGCGGGCUUCACAAGGGGAGAAAUGUCAGGAAAUAACGGAUUCCGAGUCCCCCUGGUGUGUCUUACUCUAACCCUGUGUGCCUACUACACAAACGCCUAGCCUGUAAUAAACAGAAACACAUGAACACUGAAAUAUACCAGUGGUUUAGAUGACAAACUACAAGGAGGAUGGUUGGACACAAACAAAAAAUCAGCAUUAAUUGUUUAUUAAAAUAUCAGUCAAGUAAAUUGAAGCAUGCUAAUGCAUGGGAAAAAGACAUAACAUGAAAUUACCUUUUUGAUGUUUUAAAUGAAUUUUGAAUAAACUAGUGAUGUAAGAGGAAGUUUUAAUAAAUGUAUGGAAUGUUGUGUACAGAAAUACUUUAUAACAUACAUUUGUACUUAUUUGAAUUACAUCAAACUCCAGAUUAAUAUACAUCAGCAUGGGGACCUGUGUUUCCCACAUCAAUUGUGUGUUACUGUUGCCCGUAUCAUUCAAGCGCUCACCCUAAAGGUCAAGAUUACAAUUAUAAGCCAUUUGCUUCUCAUCAGACAAGACAAAAUCGGAGUCAUUUGACAGUAUCCUGUGACUGCCAUUGUCAAUUUUAUUUUCCACAAAUAGAUUCAUUUUAGUACCACAUAAAUUGUGUUAAAUAACUGUUGUGUUCUUGAGAUGAUGUGUUUCUCCUUUUUACAGGCCUUGUAAGUGUGUAAGGGAUAUUUCAAAUCCAGAUUUUCAGUUAAAUACUACACAAGCGCAUGAGGAAACUUAGCUAAACAAAUGAAGCUAUUUUUCUGAUUAAUAUUUUUGAUGUUAGUAUUUGAGUGAUUGUCAGGGAUUCCAAUAUUUCCUUUUUUAAAGUAUUUUUAAUAUACAGAAGAUAUAUACGUUCAUGUUGCAAUUACAUUGUGUUGUUCAUAUACAUUCAAAUACAUGUAUAUAUUUUGUGUUCAAUAAUUAUACAUAUAUGGUUUCAUACCUUAUUAUUGUAAAUUCCUUUUCUUUAUAGACCACCUUUUCUGGUUUGAUUCAAUAUUAAUAUAUUAUUUUUGAUAUUUGUUAUUAUGAUGUGUUUAAAAAUGAUGUAUAACUAUCAAAGUUGCAUUUAAUAAAUGUUUUAUGUAAGAAAAUCAAAUGUAAAGAGAAAAGAUUUAUGAUUUAUCAUUCUCAAACAUUUCUGUGCAAUUAAACGGGUGUCUGUUGAAACUUUCUACUUCAAGGAUUGUUUCUGUAGUUUUUCAUAUAAAUAUUGAGGUUUUUCAAAGAUUGAUUCAAUAUGAAAAAUAACUGUUUUGAUAAAUUACUGUAAUUGCGAAAUAUUUAAUCAGUAAAAGUGUACUUGCCGUUGAAGGGUCGGUCUCACACAAAGGGUUCAUGUUGGCACGUGCUUCUAUUUCGAAAUUCGACCAUGCAUGUAUUAAGUUGUUUUAGAUAAUUUGUAAUGAUUUUCAAACCAACAUUCUUUUUAGUGGUCUAUAUUAUAUUGUGUAAACUACAUGUUCCCUCAAAUGGGGUCAGUCACUAUUUAUAUUUACCGCAUCACCUGAUUAAAAUCAAUAACUGCU
Molecule: messenger RNA, 1799 nt
Organism: Mya arenaria
Lineage: Eukaryota; Metazoa; Mollusca; Bivalvia; Myida; Myidae
Product: migration and invasion enhancer 1-like
Exons: 4
Coding region: 101-325 (74 amino acids)
Source: RefSeq, a predicted model, not a curated record